AGCAAAUCUUCACAACUGCACCCUGCCAAGAUGCUGCGACGACAGAUUCGUGAGAGGCAAGAGUACCUCUUCAAGAGGGCUCAGCAAACAAAGCAGCAUGAGAUUGAACAGAAGAAGCGCGCGCUCAAGGCAGCCCUCGAAGCUGGCAAGCCAAUCCCAACGGAACUCCGGGGAGAGGAGCCCGAGCUUCGCCGCCUCCUUGCUUUGGAUGACCAACAAAAGACAGAUGUGCGCGAUGACGAGUACAGGAAGGCGGGUGUUGAGGAUCCGCGCAUCAUGAUCACAACCUCCCGUGAUCCCAGCGCAAGGUUAAAGCAGUUCACAAAGGAGAUGAAGUUGCUGUUUCCAACAGCCCAGCGUCUUAACCGUGGUGGCACCAUCCUGAAAGAGCUGGUGCAAGUGUGUCGGGACAUUGAAGUGACGGAUCUCAUCAUCGUGCACGAGCGUCGCGGCGAGCCAGAUGGGCUGAUUGUGUCGCACAUGCCAUAUGGUCCCACUGCAUACUUUACGCUGAGCAACGUGGUGAUGCGCCACGAUAUUGAGGACCCGGGCAAAAUGUCGGAGGCAAACCCGCACCUCAUCUUCCACGGCUUCUCCACACCGCUUGGCGAGCGGGUGACGUCGAUCCUGAAGUUUCUGUUUCCGGUCCCGCGUGAUGACACGCGGCGCGUCAUGACAUUUGCAAACGACAGCGACUACAUCUCGUUCAGGCAUCACGUGUACACGAAGAAGGGCAAGGAGGUUGAGUUGGCAGAGAUUGGGCCGCGCUUCGAGAUGAAACUGUACCACAUCAAGCUAGGCACGGUGGAUCAGGACGAUGCAGAUACAGAAUGGGUGUAUAGGCCAUACAUGAACACGGCAAAGAAGAGGACGUUCCUCUAGCCCUCCUCGUGUGAUUGUUGUUGUUGUUUAAGUUGUUGUUGUUGUUGUUGUUGUUGUUGUUGUUGUUG
Molecule: messenger RNA, 950 nt
Organism: Salpingoeca rosetta
Lineage: Eukaryota; Choanoflagellata; Craspedida; Salpingoecidae
Product: U3 small nucleolar ribonucleoprotein IMP4
Exons: 10
Coding region: 31-882 (283 amino acids)
Biological process (GO): rRNA processing
Cellular component (GO): nucleolus; small-subunit processome; Mpp10 complex
Molecular function (GO): rRNA primary transcript binding; snoRNA binding
Source: RefSeq, a predicted model, not a curated record